Messenger RNA from Schistocerca gregaria, 2040 nucleotides. Its product is annotated as mitochondrial enolase superfamily member 1-like. The transcript is spliced from 11 exons. Gene Ontology annotation, molecular function: L-fuconate dehydratase activity; magnesium ion binding. Bases 143 to 1534 code for a protein of 463 amino acids. NCBI's taxonomy places the organism in Eukaryota, Metazoa, Arthropoda, Insecta, Orthoptera, Acrididae. The record is from RefSeq and is a predicted model, not a curated record. Gene Ontology annotation, biological process: amino acid catabolic process; carbohydrate catabolic process.
UGACAGCACUGCUUGGAAUGCUAUUUUGAAUUUCAAGGUUAGAUACAGUAGCUUACAUAACCUUAUUAAGAAACAGUCAACAACAAGAUAACUGAGCCACAUUACUUUCAUUUCUUGAGGAAACAAGAAUAAGUUAACAUCAAUGUCUAAGCAAGGAGUUCGCCGUGUAAGAGGAAGCAUGCCUGGAACGGGAUUAAGGAUUCGUACUUUGCAUGUGCGGGAUAUUCGUUUUCCCACAUCCUUAGGUGCUCAUGGCUCAGAUGCUAUGCACACAGAUCCAGACUAUUCUUGCGCGUAUGUUAUCAUUUAUACUGACCGAGAAAUUGAAGGUCACGGCUUAACCUUCACUUGUGGCCGUGGGACUGAAAUAGUGGUGCAAGCAGUUAAGUCCUUGUCUUACCUCGUGGUAGGCCAAGAUGCAGGUGAAAUUUUCAAGGACUUUGGCAGCUUUUGGAGAAAGCUUACAAGUGAAUCACAACUAAGAUGGGUGGGUCCCGAGAAGGGAGUAAUUCAUCUGGCAACAGCAGCAAUAGUCAAUGCCUUAUGGGAUUUGUGGGCUACAGCAGAACAUAAACCUCUGUGGAAAUUGCUGGUUGACAUGGAUCCAGAAACUCUUGUAUCCACCAUUGACUUCAGAUAUAUAUCAGAUGUCAUCACAAAGGAGGAGGCUAUUCAAAUACUAAAAUCGAAGCAAGAAGGGAAAGGAGAAAGGGAGGAAGAAAUGAGGACAGUAGGUUACCCUGCAUAUACUACCCAAGUUGGUUGGUUAGGUUAUUCAUCUGAACGUGUGCGUGAUCUUUGCCGAGAGUACCUUUCACAGGGAUUCACAUGUUUCAAAGUUAAAGUUGGUCAAAAUUUAGAGGAUGAUAAACGUCGUUGUAAAAUAGUAAGAGAAAUCAUCGGCUGGGACAAUAAAUUGAUGGUAGAUGCCAAUCAGAAUUGGGACGUACAGCAAGCUAUUGACUGGAUGAAGGAACUGGCCGAGUUCAAGCCACUUUGGAUCGAGGAGCCUACUUCCCCUGAUGAUGUUCUUGGACAUGCUGCAAUAGCCAAGGCACUGAAACCACUUGGGAUUGGUGUGGCAACUGGAGAGAUGUGCUGCAACCGCGUAAUGUUCAAGCAAUUUCUGCAGGCUGGUGGAAUGCAAUAUUGUCAGAUUGAUUCAUGUCGCAUUGGUGGUGUCAAUGAGAUAUUGUCUGUUUACCUAAUGGCUUACAAAUUGGGAGUUCCAGUUUGUCCUCAUGCUGGUGGUGUUGGACUCUGUGAGAUGGUGCAACAUCUCCAGAUAUUUGAUUACAUCUGUCUUUCGACAACAAAGGAGAAUCGAGUAAUUGAGUAUGUUGAUCAGCAGCACGAGCAUUUUGAAAAUCCAACCAAUGUUAAACAUGCUCACUACAUUGCACCUACUGCUCCAGGUUACAGUACAAAGAUGAAAGCUAAAUCAGCAGAAUCUUAUGAGUACCCACUUGGACACGAGUGGGAGAAGAUGUUUAAUGAGGGAACAUUCCAACGACCUCAUGUACCACUCAGUUAAAAUACAAAUUUGUACUUCAAAAAUAAGCUGAAAUAAAUCUUCCUUUUAUUCAAUGCAUUUUACCAUUGUUAAUAUUUCUUAAUUUUGCCCAAAUUUAACAAAGAAGCACAUCAAGAGUUGCAAAUGUACCCAUAAGCAUAUUAAUUUUUUUUUUUUUUUUCUUUUUUUCCACUAACACGUGCAGUAUUACUGAAAAGAGGAGCAGAAGCUUCUCUGAACCUGAAGGUUAGUUUGAACUGUUCUGGUGGAAAAGUGUUAUUAUUCUGUCGAUGAAUUCAUUGAGGACAGCUUCACAAUCUGAACACAGGGAUUGUAUUACAUGUAUUAUUUUAUGUACAUGUGUAGCUGUAACUUAGAAAUGUAAAAUGUAAUGUAAACUUUUGUAUUUCUCUUAAAAAAGUGAAAAAAGUUUCUUUUGUAAGCCUUGACAUGUCUCCUGUACAUCAAAUCAAAUGAUUUGAAAAUUGUACGUAAUGAGAUGAAUAAAACACAUAUCACAUAUCACA